Pipistrellus nathusii (Nathusius's pipistrelle) is the source of this 543-nucleotide messenger RNA. The record is from the annotation of a GenBank genome assembly. Lineage: Eukaryota; Metazoa; Chordata; Mammalia; Chiroptera; Vespertilionidae.
AUGUCGAGGCAGGCGAACCGAGGCACUGAGAGCAAGAAAAUGAGCUCUGAGCUCUUCACCCUGACCUACGGGGCUCUGGUCACCCAACUAUGCAAGGACUAUGAAAAUGACGAAGAUGUGAAUAAACAGCUGGACAAAAUGGGCUAUAACAUCGGAGUUCGACUGAUUGAAGAUUUCUUGGCACGGUCAAAUGUGGGGAAGUGCCACGACUUUCGGGAAACUGCAGAUGUCAUCGCCAAGGUGGCAUUCAAGAUGUACUUGGGCAUCACUCCAAGCAUCACCAACUGGAGCCCAGCUGGUGACGAAUUCUCCCUCAUUUUGGAAAAUAACCCCCUGGUGGACUUUGUAGAACUUCCCGAUAACCACUCAUCCCUUAUUUAUUCCAACCUCUUGUGCGGGGUGUUGCGGGGAGCUUUGGAGAUGGUCCAGAUGGCUGUGGAGGCCAAGUUUGUCCAGGACACCCUGAAGGGAGACGGCGUGACAGAAAUCCGGAUGCGGUUCAUCAGGCGGAUUGAGGACAAUCUCCCAGUCGGGGAGGAAUGA